AUGGAUGCUCUCAAAGCUGAAAUUGCACUCAAGCGCAAGUACGUUCAGAAUGACGCAGAAAUGCGCCCGUCCAAGUACGUGCGUCGCGGUGAACUUGAGCGCAUGAAAGAAGAAGAAGAACGGCGAGCACGCGAGGAGAAAGAAAAGGAAAUGGCAGCGGAGCAGGCGGCAGAGAGGGACGCUGCACUAGCCAGAAGCAAGCAGAAGAAAAAGGUCGACACUUCCUCGCGCUCCACUUCUAACACCCCUUUACCGGAAAGUCAGGAUCCAGACCCAACAAUUUUAGAGGGUUCAUUUAACAUUCCCAGCAAUGAAGCCAUCCGCAGACUGCGAGCCAAAGGCCAGCCGAUCCGACUUUUUGGUGAAAGCGACCGCGACCGGCGCCUGCGUUUGCGUGCUCUCGAACUCAUCGAAGAGCGCGGACACGAGAAAGCUGGCACAAAUGACUUUAGGAAGGCACUGGAAGAUGUUGAGAGUGUUGAGAGGGAGUUGAGGGCUAAAAACGAUAAGGGGAAGAAGAAAGAUGACGGAGAAGUGAGCAACAAUGCCGGGAGUGUAGCCAUGGUGGAUCUAGGGUUGUUAAAGACAGAUCCGGACAAAUUGUACCCCGUCAUAUACUACGCACUCAAGCGGACGCUCAAGGAAUGGGAGGAGGCAAUGGAUGAACGACCAGAAAAUGUCAAGCGGACUCACCAGGGCAAACUGGCUGCAGCAACGCAAGUCCAGUCUGCCGAGUAUCUAAAGCCGCUGUUUAAGACACUUCGUUCACGAAAUCUACCGCCGGACAUGCUUGUACGCAUAGCUGAAAUAGUAUAUUACAUGCAAAAGCGGCAAUAUCAGAGAGCAAAUGACUCGUACCUUCGACUGUCCAUUGGAAAUGCUCCAUGGCCGAUUGGUGUUACGAUGGUGGGUAUCCAUGAACGUUCCGCGCGCGAAAAGAUCUCCACAGACCAGGUUGCGCAUGUGCUGAAUGACGAAGUCAGCAGGAAAUAUAUACAGAGCCUCAAACGGCUCUUGACGUUCUCUCAGACAAAAUACCCACCAGAGGACGUUUCACAGCUUAUGGGAUAGUUGAGUUUACGUUGGU
Molecule: messenger RNA, 1087 nt
Organism: Suillus plorans
Lineage: Eukaryota; Fungi; Basidiomycota; Agaricomycetes; Boletales; Suillaceae
Product: Prp18 domain-containing protein
Exons: 6
Coding region: 1-1071 (356 amino acids)
Biological process (GO): generation of catalytic spliceosome for second transesterification step; RNA splicing
Cellular component (GO): U2-type post-spliceosomal complex; U4/U6 x U5 tri-snRNP complex; U5 snRNP
Source: RefSeq, a predicted model, not a curated record